AUGUGUGCCAAGGCAUCAAACCGGGGAGUCUGGACCUACAAGCGAGGACGUGACGUCAAUCACGGGGGGCGGGACUUCCUUGCGUCAUGGCCACGUGACCCGCACCGGACGGUCACGUCUAGUCGCCCCGGCAACAGCCUCUCUCACGCACCGCGUAUCCUGUUUCGCACCGGAAAUAGGUCCCUGCUCGCCCACCGCCCAGGAUUCGCAAGCUACGCGCUCUCGAGGGCCGACUAUACCACGCCAUUUUAUGUAAUGGACUUGAGCAUCCGCGGAUUUUGGUCUCUUCCGGGGGGAGGUCCUACAACCAAUUCCCCACGAACACCGAGGGACGUCUGUCUGUACUUCUCGACACUAGGAAAUCCAGCUAUAGAUCAGUGUAAAAAAGUGAACAGUUCCUUCCUCUUCUGGUGGCUGAGGACAGACAAUGAAUUCUCUCUGUACUCGCCCAGGCUCAGCUGGGCAGUGACUAUCGUGCCAUUGUCCUCCCUGGGGAGGGCUGCCCACUUGGUAGUGCCGUGAAUCCCGGCCUUCCCUGGCAUUGACCCUCUCUUUUCUUUCAGCUCCACCAUCCCAUUAGAGAAAAGUUGCUGCGCAGUACACAGAGCCAGGUGCCAGAAAAGAUUUCGGCGCUCGUUUGGACUUUCACAAUCAGAGAUGGCAGCAGAGCCGGCAAUAGCGCUAGCUCUGGAGUCUUGGCCCUCUCAUCCGGUCUACGCAAGAUACUGGCAACAUUACCAUCAAGCGAUGGCAUGGAUGCGCUGCCACCAGAAUGCCUAUCGGAAGGCCAUGGAAUCUUGCUUCAUGUCCCCGUGGUACUCUUCUGCCAUGGGCCUUCCCCAGAGCGCUUAUGCUAAGGAGGGCGGAAGGCCUCAGUCCUGCUACGAGCAUCCCCCAGCAUCCCGGGACUCCCACCACAGUCAUUCACAUGCUGGCGGGCGUGGACCACAUCCACGCGGCAGAGGAGAGCCAGCUUGGUACGCACGGGAGGAGAAGGAGAGAGAGAGCGAGUCCGACGAUGGCGGCAUAGAAUGCGACGUGAGCAACAUGGAGAUCACGGAGGAGCUACGCCAGUACUUCGCCCAGACGGAGAGGCACCAGGAGGAGCGCCGGCGGCAGCAGCAGCUGGACACGGCGCGCCUGAACGACUACGUGAACGCGGACCACGACCUGUACCGCGACACGCGCCGCCGCUCCGUGCUGCCCCCGGCUGAGCGGCCCGGCGAGCGGCGCCGGGCCGAGAUGCGGCACCUAUACGGGGCCAGCGCCGCCAAGAUCCAGGCCAUGGAGGCGGCCGUGCAGCUCAGCUUCGACAAGCACUGCGACCGCAAGCAUCCGAAGUACUGGCCAGUCAUCCCGCUCAAGUUCUGA
Molecule: messenger RNA, 1371 nt
Organism: Lipotes vexillifer (Yangtze River dolphin)
Lineage: Eukaryota; Metazoa; Chordata; Mammalia; Artiodactyla; Lipotidae
Gene: GEMIN8
Product: gem nuclear organelle associated protein 8
Biological process (GO): spliceosomal snRNP assembly
Cellular component (GO): SMN complex
Source: RefSeq, a predicted model, not a curated record